UCGCCAACUGAAUCGGGCGCCCACCUGCGUACGAGCGUACGUCCACCGCUCAACUCUCACGCCCCUCCCUAUACGCUCUUGCUGCUUACCAUUCGUUCUUCCUCCUUGUCGAUCUUCUCUCACUCACAGCGUGUGACACUACCCACGUCUACGGCCCAGCGGGCUCGCACUCGCUGAAGCCGCCGCACCGGGCCACAUGGCAGCAAACGGCACCGGCGGCCGGACGAAGCCGAAGCCGCAUGCGGUGGUGAUACCGUACCCGCUCCAGGGCCACGUGAUCCCGGCGGCGCACCUUGCGCUGCGCCUGGCGGCGCGCGGGUUCACCGUCACCUUCGUCAACACGGAGUCGGUGCACCAGCAGGCCGCGCGCGCCCUGGGCGUCGACCGGCGGGGCUGCGACAUCUUCGCCGGCGCGCGCGGGUCGGAGGACGUGCGGUACGAGCUGGUGAGCGACGGCUUCCCGCUGGGCUUCGACCGGUCGCUGAACCACGACCAGUUCAUGGAGGGCGUGCUGCACGUGCUCCCGGCGCACGUGGAGGAGCUGCUCCGCCGCGUGCUCGGCCGCGUCGUCGUCGACCCGGCCGCGACGUGCCUCGUCGCUGACACCUUCUUCGUGUGGCCGGCGACGCUGGCCAGCAAGUUCGGCAUCGCGUACGUGUCCUUCUGGACGGAGCCCGCGCUCAUCUUCAACCUCUACUACCACGUUCACCUGCUCACCAACAACGGCCACUUCGGAUGCAACGAGCCUCGGAAGGACACGAUCACCUACAUCCCAGGCGUGCCGGCGAUCGAGCCGCACGAGCUCAUGUCGUACCUUCAAGAGACGGACACCACCAGCGUGGUGCACCGCAUCAUCUUCAAGGCGUUCGACGAGGCGCGGGGCGCCGACUACGUCCUCUGCAACACCGUGGAGGAGCUGGAGCCGUCCACCAUCGCCGCCCUCCGCGCCGAGAAGCCCUUCUACGCCGUGGGGCCCAUCUUCCCCGCCGGCUUCGCACGCAGCGCCGUCGCCACCUCCAUGUGGGCCGAGUCCGAUUGCUCCCACUGGCUCGACGCGCAGCCGCCGGGCUCCGUGCUCUACAUCUCCUUCGGGAGCUACGCGCACGUCACAAAGCAGGAGCUGCAUGAGAUCGCGGGUGGAGUCCUGGCCAGCGGCGCGAGGUUCCUGUGGGUGAUGCGGCCGGACAUCGUCAGCUCUGACGACCCGGACCCGCUGCCCGAGGGGUUCGCGGCCGCGUCCGCCGGGCGCGGGCUGGUGGUGCCGUGGUGCUGCCAGGUGGAGGUCCUCUCCCACGCCGCGCUGGGUGGCUUCCUCACGCACUGCGGGUGGAACUCCGUCCUGGAGAGCGUGUGGGCCGGAGUGCCCAUGCUCUGCUUCCCGCUGCUCACCGACCAGUUCACUAACCGGCGGCUCGUCGUGCGGGAGUGGCGCGUCGGCGUGCCCAUCGGGGACCGUGGCGCGGUGUUCGCGGAUGAGGUGAGGGCGAGGAUUGAGGGCGUCAUGUCCGGGAAAGAGGGUGAGGAGCUCCGGGAGGCGGUGAAGAAGAUGAGGGCGACGCUCGAGGCCGCCACGUCGCACGGCGGGUCAUCGCAGCGGAGCUUCGAUGAGUUCGUUGAUGAGCUAACGUGCCGUUGCGGCGGAUGUUAAGCUGAGCCGGCCGAUGGGCCAGAAGCGCGCAUGUCAGGUGUUGGGGAAGUGGCCGCGAAUAAGCGUCUUUGUACUCUUGUCUUGUGUGUAGUAUGUGCCCGGUCAUUGACUCAGUGCCAUGUGGUGCAAUCGGUAAGUGGUAUAGAUCAUCAAUGGACGUGGAAUGUGAUUCUAUUUUCCGUAAUGUCUUAUGAGAUCCUCAUUUA
This is a messenger RNA of Aegilops tauschii subsp. strangulata, 1854 nucleotides long. RefSeq names its product UDP-glycosyltransferase 86A1. The record is from RefSeq and is a predicted model, not a curated record. NCBI's taxonomy places the organism in Eukaryota, Viridiplantae, Streptophyta, Magnoliopsida, Poales, Poaceae. Gene Ontology annotation, molecular function: quercetin 7-O-glucosyltransferase activity; quercetin 3-O-glucosyltransferase activity.